This is a messenger RNA of Xenopus laevis (African clawed frog), 2275 nucleotides long. It is a transcript of the gene ugt1a6.S, whose product is annotated as UDP glucuronosyltransferase 1 family, polypeptide A6 S homeolog. The transcript is spliced from 5 exons. NCBI's taxonomy places the organism in Eukaryota, Metazoa, Chordata, Amphibia, Anura, Pipidae. Gene Ontology annotation, cellular component: membrane. The record is from RefSeq and is a predicted model, not a curated record. Bases 111 to 1706 code for a protein of 531 amino acids. Gene Ontology annotation, molecular function: UDP-glycosyltransferase activity; glucuronosyltransferase activity.
AAACAAAAAGCAGCAAGACCUUUGGACUCACUUAUCAGUGGUUUUCCAGCACGUGGGCAUUGUCUGAGAUCAUUCUAAGAGAUAUACAGUCUGGAUUGUAAAGCUUCGACAUGGUUGUCACAGAUUCAUCUUCCUCCUGCUGUUUUUUCAGAAGAUUCUUCCUCUUGUUGGUGUUGGGUUGCGCUGAUGGCGGCAGGCUGCUGGUGGUCCCGCAGGAUGGUAGCCACUGGCUCAGCAUGCGCUUGUUAGUGGACAGGUUGGCACAAAAGGGUCACCAUAUUGUUUUGGCCAUCCCAGAAGCAAAUUUUCUUUUCAAGGAUAUAGAUAAUUACACUGUGAAAACAUACUCUUCGUCCUACAGCAAAGAUGUUUUGGAAAAUCAUAUGAGGCGUAUGAGCCAAGAAUUAUUUGUAGACAGGAUUCUUACACAGAAGAUUAAGUUCUUGUAUGAAAGUGCAUUAAAUGGUACACAGCUGAUUUUAACUACAUGUAAGGACUUCUUGCAGAACUCAACCCUCAUUAGGGAACUGGAGAAAGAAGGUUUUGAUGCAAUGCUAACUGACUCUGUCUUUCCAUGUGGUGCGAUAGUCGCUGAACACCUUUCCAUCCCUUCUGUGUCCUUUAUGAGGGGGACUAUAUUUGGGAUGGACCAAAUAGCUUCUCUGACUCCUAGUCCUCCCUCCUAUGUACCCAGGAUGUUCACUGUGUAUACAGACAACAUGUCCUUCGGACAGAGGGUGAAUAACUUUCUUAUCCAUUCCCUGGAGCAUAUCGUUUGCCAUAUUUUUUAUUACCCGUAUGCACAGCUGGCUUCAGAUUUUUUGAAAAAAGAAGUUAAUGCUUUGAGUCUUUUCAGCCGUACUUCUAUCUGGCUGAUGAGGUAUGACUUUGUUUUUGAAUUUCCCAGACCUGUAAUGCCAAAUGUGAUUUUUAUUGGAGGAAUCAACUGUGUGAAUAGAAAGCCCUUACCCCAGGAGUUUGAAAAGCUGAUUAAUCGCUCUGAUGAACAUGGAUUUGUGGUGUUUUCCUUUGGAUCAAUGGUGUCUGAAAUGCCUAUGAAUAUAGCAAUGGAUAUAGCAGAAGCUCUGAGAUACAUUCCUCAGCAGGUUUUCUGGAGGUACACAGGGAAAACACCUCCAAAUCUUGGAGAUAACACCCAUCUUGUGAAGUGGCUGCCACAGAAUGAUCUGCUUGCUCAUCCCAAAGCUCGUGCCUUUAUCACUCACGCUGGAUCACAUGGGAUUUAUGAGGGAAUCUGUAAUGCAGUCCCCAUGGUUAUGCUGCCAUUACUUGGGGACCAAAUGGAUAAUGCAAUCCGCAUUGAGUCUCGUGGAGCAGGGUUGACUCUCAGUGUGCUGAACUUGAUCCCUGAAGACCUCAGCAACGCAGUGAUGGCUGUUAUAGAAAAUCCAAGUUACAAGGAGAACAUUCAGCGUUUGUCAUCUCUGCACCUGGACAGACCAAUCAAUCCCCUGGACCUUGCUGUGCACUGGGUGGAGUUUGUUAUGAGACACAAAGGUGCCCCCCACCUGCGUCCGGCCGCUCAUGAUUUGAACUGGAUUCAGUACCACUCCCUGGAUGUUUUUGGCUUCUUACUAACUGUACUGAUCACCACAUUGUUCAUCAGCCUAAAGUGCUGCAUUUGUGUAUGUCGUUGUUGCUGUAAAAGAAAUUCCAAGCAAAAACGUAAAACCAAGUCUGAGUAGGAUUUAUACCAUUAUUAUAUUAUGUUCCUUGACCUGCUGAAACACAGAUUUUAACACAGUGCUGGGAUGUUCAUCAGUGCACUAAUGUGUACCUUUUUAACUAGCACUAUUGAAUACAGUAGUACAAACCAUCCAGUGAAUAACGCAAGAUAGACCAUAACCACGUGUGGUCUUUACUGCAAGGGCAUUAUUUUAUGGUAGUAUUAACAUCUUCUUUUUGAUACUGUUUAUUACUAGCAUUGGUGUGAUAAGGCUAAGGAACAUUUGGUUUUUUUCAGCCUGGUGUAUUUAAUCCAACUGAAAAGCACUCAUUGAUCAUCUUCCACAGAAGAACAGGAAUGAGUACUUUUAUACUGAAAAUGCUAUCGUAACACAUUUUUUCCCCCAUUCAAGAGAAGGGAAUCAAUCUCAUGUACAUUUCAGAUGGCCAAAAUAUCUAGUCCUAAAAAUGUACCCUAGUGACAUUAGCCUUAGAUAACUUUUCAACAUUUCAUCUUUGCAGUUGUGUUUCUGAAUAGAUUUUUUGCCCAGCAUGUUGGUUAAUAAAUUGCAUUUGGUUAAAAAGUUAA